CACCAUUUGGUAAACUAGGCCUGAACACUAAUGCUCAGAAUGCCACAAGCAACACUGCUGGGAUCAAGUGCAGUUGUAGCUCUUCUGAAACUACAGAGCAGAGGGCAUAAAAUUUAUUUAUGUUCUGGGUUGAAUUCACAAUUCUUGGAUCAGCUUCCCCAGACAUCCAGACUGCCUCUACCUCUCCUUCAAGUCAGAUGUUGUCACAGGUUCAUGGCUUCACAAUCUAAUGUUAUUCCAAGACCCAUCAUCUCUCCGAGCCUCUGCAAUUACCACUUCACCAGAUCACAUGGAGUUUCUUGUCCCUCAUAUGAUACUCGCCGCAGUAUUUGGACCAGCAAAGUUAUUAAUACUAAUAAAUCCUCAGAUACAAAUCUACUACCAAACAAUGGGAAUACAAAUCCAAUACCAGAAACUCAAUCAUCUCAGUUAGAACCUUCAAUUGAUGCCGAAUCACCCCGUGUUUCAAUAGCAGAGAGUGGCAGCAUUGAUGGAACAAAAUUAAGUGAUGAGGUGCCUAGUCCAGUGUCAACUGCAGCAAGACUAAAGGAUGCUGUCAUUAAGCGAGUGAUGCCUCGACCAAAGGAGAAGCAGAGCCUGGUGUCAACAGAACGCAACUUUAUAACAGCUGUAAGAGCCAUGUCAGAGUUCCUGCUCACACCAGCAGACUUGCAAGGGAUAAGGAACACUAAGAGGAGGUCGCCCUUUGACAACCAGCCUCGUAUUACUGUGUACUGGAUGAAAGAUGUUGAGAAAAAAGCCCUUGAAAGGUGGGGCUCCCUUGAGGCCAUCGAGAAGGAAAAAUUGAAGCGUGAAGAAUCUCAAAGGCAAAGGAAAAAUUUGUUCAACUUGCGUCGGCUGCUGCAGGAAAUAAAGCUGCAGCAGCCCCCAACACCAGCCUCGUCCGCCGGUCCUGAGCUCGGCAGCAGGACGCCCAACAAGGAACUCAACGACCAACUUCACGCCUCGGGCCGAGUCGUCUACACGGCCGUCACCAUCAACGGCAUCAACUGCCUCCUCAAGUUCGGGGCGUGGAUGUACACGGGGUCGGCGUGUCUCUUUGCCGAGGCGCUGCACUCUUUUGCGGACACCUCCAACCAGCUGAUCCUGGCCUACGGCAUACACAAGAGCAUGCAGCGAGCCAACCCUGAGCAUCCGUACGGCUUCAGCAACAUGCCCUACGUGUCAUCUCUCAUCUCAGGCGCCAUGAUCUUCUGCCUGGGUGCGGGGGUGUCCGUCUAUCACGGCAUCGCGGGCCUCAUGAGUCCCCCUGAAGUGGUACCUCUGUACUGGGCCUUUUGCAUCCUGGGUGGGUCGCUCGUGACUGAAGGCGGAACUCUCAUAAUGGCCGUACACGCUAUAAGGAAAGGAGCUCGUCAGCAAAAUAUGUCCUUCAAAGAUUACGUUCUGAAUGGCGAGGACCCGAGCGUGAACGUGGUGCUGAUGGAGGACACGGCAGCCGUGGUGGGCGUGGGCGUGGCGCUGACCUGCCUCUCACUCACCUCCGUGCUCGGCACCACCACACCUGACGCCUUCGGUUCCUGCAUCAUCGGUGGCCUCUUGGGCCUCGUCGCGGCCUUCAUCAUUCGCAGCAACAUCGGCCCACUAGUUGGCAGGUCAAUUCCUCAGCGAGAGCUGCUGCACAUGAACAGGAUCAUGGAGCAGGACGUGAUGGUGCGGGCGCUGCACGACGUCAAAGGCAUCGACAUGGGCACGGGCCUGGUGCGCUACAAGGCAGAGGUCGACUUCGAUGGUCGUGAGCUCACCAGAGCCUUCAUUGAGAAGCAGUCCUUUGAGACCUUGAUGAUGGAGUUGGACAGUUGCAGCACGCCUGAAGAAAAGCGGACAUUUCUUCUGAACUUCGGGGAGAACGUCGUGGAUACACUGGGUGCUGAGAUUGACAGGAUAGAGCAAAGUCUUAAGAAAGCCCAUCCUGAGGUGCGGCACUGCGAUCUCGAAAUUUUGUAGUCAGCUACUCUUAUUUUGGUUCUAUUUAAACUAUUCCGGUUGUAUAUAAGAGAUUAUUUAUCAAUAUUAUUUACUUAUAGGCUUAAAACGACGCUUUUGUUCGUAGUGAUAAUGAUAAAUGAAGUUUAUUUGGUAGCUAUUUAUCUUCCUCUAAACAUUAGAUUGUGUUCAAACGUAGAGGAAUUUAAGAGCUGAAUUGAUGCGAAUUCAUCUUUUUCUGCUUUAUUUCAUCAUCUCGCCGCUCUAUAAAUUGUUAUGCAUUUUUAUCUAUUUAAAAUCCAGAUGUAUUUACUUGUGUAGCUCCUAAAAUCGUUUAGUGACCUCCGAAUAGUGAAUUUCUGCACUGUUUUCUAAGAUGCGAGACGUGAUUAUUUAGCCUCUACAUUUUGCCUACCUAGCCCAGUUUUUCAAUCGCAAUUCGGUCUUCAAGGAACAUUUUCACUUUAUGAUGUGAGAGGGAACAAUUUGUUUAUUUUGACCUAGACAUUAAAACUUUCCACAUUAUUGUUGCUGGUGAUAGUAUUGCAGCUUGUUAAUUCGUCAUCGUAGAACAUUGAUGUUUGGAUAAGAACUAUCUAGCCUAUCAAAUUAUUCAAUUGUAGAUCAUGUUAACGUUGAAUUUUUCUUCUGUAUGAUGUUAAUAUUCAACUUUGUCUUCAUUAUUGUUCUAUUAUAUCGUGAUGUUAUGCGUAGAAAAUAUGAUUACUUUCAAAAUCAACAGUUGGAAACUUACCCUUUUUGUAUGUGUUCUCCCUCAAGGGAAAUCUAUGAAGGAAUGAGACGAAAAAUAUCUAGACACAUAGAUGCUAUUAAGCUCAUGUUAUAU
Molecule: messenger RNA, 2794 nt
Organism: Hyalella azteca
Lineage: Eukaryota; Metazoa; Arthropoda; Malacostraca; Amphipoda; Hyalellidae
Gene: ZnT49B
Product: zinc transporter 9
Exons: 14
Coding region: 31-1968 (645 amino acids)
Biological process (GO): transmembrane transport; zinc ion transport
Cellular component (GO): membrane
Molecular function (GO): monoatomic cation transmembrane transporter activity
Source: RefSeq, a predicted model, not a curated record